AGUGCUCCCGGGCGCCUUUUCGCCUGUGUCUUUCUCAGUUUCGCGUCUGGGGUGGGUCUCCGGUGGGUUCUCGGGUCUCCGGAGUAGCGGGCGGGCCCAGGAGGGGAGAUACGUUGGCUUCAUCCUCUGCCGUCCUCCUCGCCCUAGUUGUGAGGACCCGGGAGCCCCCGGGCCGGUGGGGACUGAGCUCUCGGGCUGGAGUCCGCAUCUUCACUUUGUGUCAGACCCUACGGGGACUAGAGAAGCAGGAAUCUCGGUGGAGGCACUCGCUCCCGGCCCCCUGUUUUGCCGGGGGGACCCCGGAACCCUAUCGAGGAGGCAGGUCACUUCCUGCUUCCUGGUCCCCGCGGUGGCUUCGUGGCCAGGAGUGCGGAGACGCCUCCUAUUUCUCCGCCUCCGACCCGAAGAGUGGAAACUGAGGCAGAUCGGAGGUGGGGCUGUCACAUGGGGAUCGAAGAGGGAGAAUUUCUGUUCGUGACAAAACCAAACUUGUUUGGAGUUGAGGAUGAGGACUGGGCAGGUUAGCUGGACUUGUCCAUCGGUCGGAAAGCCAGCCCCUCUGACCAGAGCGGAGCCUUGGUCGGGAGCCCAGCCCCUCCGAAGCCCAAGCUAUAGAAGUCGGGCCUUCUGAACAGUGGUGCAGAGUAAGAAAAUUGAAGUCAAAGACCAUGGGAGAUGCUGCCAAACCUUAUUUUGUGAAGCGUGCUAAAGAGCGAGGGACUACUGAUGAUGAAGAUUUCAGAAGGGGUCACCCCCAACAAGAUUAUUUAAUAAUGGAUGAUUAUGCUAAAGGCUAUAGCAGUAAAAUGGAAAAAGGCCCUCCCAAAAAAAAAUUAACACCAGGGAACUAUGGGAAUACCCCCAGAAAAGGACCAUAUGCUGUUUCCAGCAAUCCAUAUGCAUUUAAGAACCCAAUUUACAGUCAACCUGUUUGGAUAACUGAUAACCACAAAGAUCAGAGUAAGAGAUGGCUAUCUGAUGAACUUGGUAAUGCAGACAGUUGGAGAGAAUUCAAACCUGGACCUAGAAUUCCUGUUUUAAACCGACCAAGAAAAGACUCUUUUCAAGAAAGUGAAGAUGUAUAUAGGUGGCAAGAUGGAAGAGGCUGCAGAACUGUAAGACGAUUGUUUCAUAAAGACCUGACAAGCCUGGAGACCAUGUCAGAAAUGGAAGCAGGAAGCCCUGAAAACAAGAAGCAGAGGUCCAGACCUAGGAAGCCACGGAGGACUAGAAAUGAGGAAAAUGAACAGGAUGGAGACUUGGAAGGCCCUGUGAUCGACGAGUCUGUGCUUUCAACGAAGGAACUGCUGGGCUUACAACAGGCUGAGGAGCGAUUGAAAAGAGACUGCAUCGACAGGCUGAAAAGGCGACCAAGAAACUACCCUACAGCAAAGUAUACCUGCAAACUUUGUGAUGUUUUAAUUGAAUCCAUUGCAUUUGCUCAUAAGCAUAUCAAAGAGAAGAGGCACAAGAAAAACAUUAAGGAGAAGCAGGAGGAAGAGUUGCUCACCACGUUACCCCCGCCUACACCCUCCCAGAUAAAUGCAAUUGGUAUUGCCAUUGACAAAGUGGUACAGGAGUUUGGCUUACACAAUGAGAACUUGGAACAGAGACUAGAAAUUAAACGUAUCAUGGAAAAUGUGUUCCAACACAAGUUACCAGAUUGUUCUCUGAGAUUAUAUGGAUCAUCCUGUAGCAGAUUGGGUUUCAAAACUUCGGAUGUAAACAUUGACAUUCAAUUUCCAGCCAUUAUGUCUCAGCCAGAUGUUCUCUUACUUGUCCAAGAAUGUUUAAAGAACAGUGACUCUUUUAUUGAUGUUGAUGCUGAUUUCCACGCUAGGGUGCCAGUGGUUGUGUGCAGAGAAAAGCAAAGCGGUCUUCUCUGUAAAGUGAGUGCAGGAAAUGAAAAUGCUUGUCUGACAACCAAUCAUUUAACGGCCCUUGGAAAACUAGAAUCAAAGUUGGUUCCUUUGGUGAUCGCAUUUAGACACUGGGCAAAGCUUUGCAGUAUAGACCGCCCUGAAGAAGGAGGUUUGCCACCUUAUGUGUUUGCCUUGAUGGCCAUUUUCUUUCUUCAGCAGAGGAAAGAACCCCUUCUGCCUGUUUAUCUAGGAUCAUGGAUUGAAGGAUUCUCAUUAAACAAACUAGGGAAUUUCAACCUUAAAGAAAUACAGGAAGACUCUGUAGUCUGGGAAUACACUGAUAAUGCUGCAGGGGACACAGACACAGCAAAAGAAGAGGCACCAAAAGAAAUGCCCAUUAAAAGGGGACAGGUAUCAUUAACAUUUGAUUUAAAACAUCAGCCUUCAGUACCAGUUGGGCAGCUCUGGGUGGAAUUACUUCGAUUCUAUGCCUUAGAAUUUAAUUUGGCAGAUUUAGUAAUAAGCAUCCGUGUCAAAGAAUCAGUAUCUCGUGAAUCAAAGGAUUGGCCCAAAAAGCGCAUUGCCAUUGAAGAUCCCUACUCUGUUAAAAGAAAUGUGGCAAGGACCCUGAAUAGUCAGCCUGUGUUUGAAUUUAUUCUUCAUUGUUUAAGGACAACGUAUAAAUAUUUUGCUCUUCCACAUAAAAUUACAAAAUCCAGCCUUCCAAAGCCACUGAACACUGUUACCUGCACCUCUGAACGUUCUAAAGAAGUAGCAAAGCAUGAUCCAGGUGUACAAGCCAAAGGUGACAAGCUCAAGAACUCAGUUUUGGCUCAAGGUCCUGGUGCUGCCAAUUGCACCACAAACACCUGCAAGGUACAGCCACUCCCUCUUAAGGAGACUGCAGAGAAUUUUGAAAGCCCGUGUACAGGGGAAACGGGGAACCCCUACAUCAGAACCCACCUGGAAAACGCAGACUGUGUCAAGGCAGAGGUCAGUUGCGAUGACCGUGAGGAUGUUAAAGUACCACGUCAAGAAACAAGAAGUAAAAAUGAGAAAGAAGAAAAUGGAAAGGAGGGCAAGCAUCCUUUGAGUACUGACCGUCAGUCAUUAAGUGGUGGCGAAGCUGGAGAGCUUACCGCCAGUGGCAGCACAGGAAAUAAUGAGACAGAUGGCACUUUGGGUUUAGAAGGCUUCGAAAAUGCUACAGCCAAAGAGUGCAAGGAGUUUGCGACUUUAGAUGACAAAGCUGAUGUUGAUGAGGAAAGCACAGAAGGUGCUAAUGAACUCGAAGACACCCUAAGCCACUUUACCCCUUCAGGACAGGACCAGACCUCAGGAAUCACUCACUCUGACGAAGAAGAGGAGGACGAAGAGGAGGAGGAAGAGGAAGAACCCAGGCUCUCCAUUUCCCAAAGGGGAGAUGAGGAUGACAUUGCAAAUGAAGAUGAGUUAGACAAUACCUACACUGGGUCAGGGGAGGAGGACGCCCUAUCUGAAGAGGAAGAGGAAAUAGGAGGGUCUGCUAGCUGCGAAGGCUUGCAAGAAGGUGGGAAACAUGUGGACGGAGAUCUCCUAGUGGAACUGAGUAAAAUCAGCCUCAAAGAAGAAAAUGUCUGUGAGGAAAAGUCAACUGUGGAUCAGUCUGAUUUUUUCUACGAAUUUAGUAAACUCACCUUCACCAAAGGCAAGUCUCCUACAGUAGUAUGCAGUUUAUGCAAACGAGAGGGUCAUCUAAAGAAGGACUGUCCUGAAGACUUCAAAAGAAUCCAGCUGGAGCCUUUGCCACCAUUAACACCCAAGUUUUCAAAUAUCUUAGAUCAAGUUUGCAUUCAGUGUUACAAGGAUUUUUCUCCAACUAUUUUAGAAGAUCAGGCUCGUGAACAUAUUCGGCAAAACCUAGAAAAUUUCAUAAGACAAGAAUUUCCAGGAACUAAAUUGAGCUUGUUUGGCUCCUCCAAAAAUGGAUUUGGGUUCAAACAGAGUGACCUCGAUGUCUGUAUGACAAUUAAUGGACUGGAAACUGCUGAGGGCUUGGACUGUGUAAGAACUAUUGAAGAAUUGGCAAGAGUCCUCAAGAAACAUUCAGGGCUGAGAAACAUCUUGCCUAUUACAACAGCAAAGGUGCCAAUUGUGAAGUUCUUCCAUUUGAGGAGUGGUCUCGAAGUGGACAUCAGUUUGUAUAACACAUUGGCCCUUCAUAACACAAGGCUCUUAUCUGCUUAUUCAGCCAUUGAUCCCAGAGUGAAAUAUUUGUGCUACACCAUGAAAGUAUUUACAAAGAUGUGCGAUAUCGGUGAUGCAUCUAGAGGCAGCUUAUCAUCAUAUGCAUACACGCUUAUGGUGCUAUAUUUCCUCCAGCAGAGGAAUCCACCAGUCAUUCCUGUCCUUCAAGAGAUAUACAAAGGUGAAAAGAAACCUGAAAUAUUUGUUGAUGGCUGGAAUAUUUAUUUUUUUGAUCAAAUAGAUGAACUGCCCACCUAUUGGCCAGAAUAUGGAAAAAAUACAGAAUCUGUUGGGCAGCUGUGGUUGGGACUUCUUCGUUUCUACACAGAGGAAUUUGAUUUUAAAGAACAUGUUAUUAGCAUCAGGAGAAAAAGUCUGCUUACAACUUUUAAGAAACAGUGGACCUCAAAGUACAUUGUUAUUGAAGAUCCAUUUGAUUUGAAUCAUAAUCUUGGAGCUGGAUUAUCAAGGAAAAUGACAAAUUUUAUAAUGAAAGCAUUUAUUAACGGUAGAAGAGUAUUUGGUAUUCCAGUCAAAGGAUUUCCAAAGGAUUACCCCUCAAAAAUGGAGUACUUUUUUGAUCCAGACGUGCUAACUGAAGGAGAGUUAGCCCCAAAUGAUAGAUGUUGCCGAAUUUGUGGGAAAAUUGGACACUUCAUGAAGGACUGUCCUAUGAGGAGAAAAGUGAGGCGACGGCAUCAGGAAGAUACCCCAAACCAAAGAUACCCUGAGAACAAAGAUAAAAGAAGCAAAGAAGACAAAGAAAUUCAAAACAAGUACACAGAGAGGGAGGUGUCAACAAAAGACGAUAAACCCAUGCAGUGCACACCUCAGAAAGCCAAGCCAGUGAGGGCAGCUGUCGACCCUGGGAGAGAGAAAAUUCUCAGGCUACCGGUGGAAAAAUGGAAGAGACAGGAUGACAAAGACUUGAGAGAAAAACGUUGUUUUAUUUGUGGACGAGAAGGGCACAUUAAAAAGGAAUGCCCACAAUUUAAAGGCUCUUCAGGUAGCCUUUCCAGUAAAUAUAUGACUCAGGGAAAAGCCUCAGCGAAGAGGACCCAGCAGGAAUCAUGAGGGAAGGAAAAUGCCGCACUCUAAAUGCCACUCAGGCAUUCCUAUUCACUUUGAAAAUAGGGUUCAUUUCACAGGACACAGCAGCAUAGAUCAGGCUUCAACUUAACAUUUAAGGGAAAUGUCAGAUUUUUUUUAACUUAAUGAAAUUGUUAAUGAGGAAAAAAAAUUUUAAUAGAGUCUUACCUAUUACAAAUCCCAUAGGUUUAAGGAUUUUAAUAGAAAGCCAUGAUGUAUGUAUUUAAGACAGGUUUAAAAAAAAAAAAUGUAACUAUGGGCCAGUAUUCAGUGAAUACAAUUUCAUGGUUUUUAAAUCUCUCAAAGCACGCUAAAAAUAGUGUGCUGAUAAACUCCAAGUAAAUUGAUCUUUUUUUUCCUUAAAAAUUCUUUUUUUGUUUGUUUGUUUUGAAGAGGGGAAAUUAUAUUUAUUGUCGUUGACUGAAUCCUUGUGUGAAAGCGUGUCAAAUAUGUGUGAACUGCUACUACUGUAUUUACGAUUUUCAGACUUAUUUUAUUGCUCUUUGUAGAAGUGAUAACGUAACAUGAGUACCUAUUUAUGUGAGCCUUCUGUGGAUGAGCAGUGCCACCAAGGGGCUUUUGGUUUUCUCCCUCUCUAAUUUUAAGUAAGUUGACAUAUAAUUACUAUGGUCAUAAAAAUGAAGUAAGGAAAACAAGAAUCCUGUUUGCUGCUAAAAAAAAAAAAAAAACAUUUUCAAAGGAAAAAUGACGAAAUAAAAGUACUUUUUACUUUCUAUGAUAUUCAGAAAUUAGGUGGAGCACUUUUUAAAUCCCUGAAGAAGAAAGAGGCUAUCAUCUCUCUGCCAAUCACGAGCUGGAUUGGUUCAUGUUGGUCUGACUGGAGCCCUCAUGGAACUGUUUCUCUAAUUCGCAAGCCCUUCUCGUAAGCAGUAUAUGGUCAGAACUAUGCCUUAGUUUAUUUAUCCUUUUGAAAUAAAAUCAAAACAUCAACCUGUAA
Molecule: messenger RNA, 6135 nt
Organism: Sus scrofa (pig)
Lineage: Eukaryota; Metazoa; Chordata; Mammalia; Artiodactyla; Suidae
Gene: TUT7
Product: terminal uridylyl transferase 7
Molecular function (GO): zinc ion binding; RNA uridylyltransferase activity; nucleic acid binding
Source: RefSeq, a predicted model, not a curated record